This is a messenger RNA of Condylostylus longicornis, 814 nucleotides long. It is a transcript of the gene Rrp46, whose product is annotated as exosome complex component RRP46. The record is from RefSeq and is a predicted model, not a curated record. Gene Ontology annotation, cellular component: nuclear exosome (RNase complex); nucleolus; cytoplasmic exosome (RNase complex). Lineage: Eukaryota; Metazoa; Arthropoda; Insecta; Diptera; Dolichopodidae. Gene Ontology annotation, biological process: poly(A)-dependent snoRNA 3'-end processing; nuclear mRNA surveillance; rRNA catabolic process. The transcript is spliced from 4 exons. Bases 83 to 775 code for a protein of 230 amino acids.
AACAUUUCUUUAAUGUGGUUUGUAAAUAAAUUUUAGAUUAUCUAAAAACAUUAAUAUAUCAAAUACAAAACUAAUACUAAGCAUGAAAAUUGAAAAUAGUAGCACAGAUUCUGGAUUUGAAUUAAAAUUAAGACCUCUGCAAUGUGAGCUGAAACCAUUGACACGGGCUGAUGGGUCAGCGUUUUUAUCACAAGGAGAGACAACUGUUUUAGCUUCUAUGUAUGGUCCGAUUGAAGCCAGACAGCAUAAUACUAAAGUAGACAAAGCUACGGUUGAUGUUACAUUUCGACCUAAAAUUGGUCUGCCGGGUGUUAAAGAUAGGUUUAGAGAAUCAAUUGUAAAGAGUAUUUGUGAAACAGCUAUUCUCACUACAUUGCAUCCUCGGACAGCUAUAACUAUACAAAUUCAAGAAUUAGAUGACCGCUGCGGGAUAGAAGCGUGUGCAGUAAAUGCAGCUUGUUUAUCGUUGAUUAUUGGUGGAAUUGAUAUGAAAUUUACUAUCGCUGCUUUACAUUGUAUAAUUGAUAAAAAUGAAGUUUUGCUUUUAGAUCCCGAUCAAAAGCAAGCUUCGGGAGCACUUGCGAGUUUUACCUUUGUUUUUGACAGCAUACAUAAAAAUUUGAUAGCUGCUAAUACCUAUGGGAAAUUUAGUUUGCGGCAAUAUAACGAUGCCCAACUUAUGUGUAAAGCAGCAAGUGAGUACUUGUUUAAGUUUUAUGUCGAUAUUAUUAAAAAAUCAUUGUCAUAUAAAAUGGAAGCAUCAGAAGAAUUAUAACAUGUAUACUAGAAUCAAAUAAAUUUUAUAUAAAUUAUA